AUGACCACAAGCGCCAACGUAGAUGCGGUGAGAGAUCGUCCAGCCGAAGCCUGCAACUCGACGGACGGCUCCAUUCAGUUAGUCAAUUCACCCAGCGCUCUCCCAUCUACUAUACACCGUCUUCGAAAUUCGGUCCUUGAAGUUCAGCAAGACAAGAUUAAGCGCAUUCCACGUCCUCUCGACUCGGCUUGGAAUCCAUAG
Plenodomus lingam JN3 is the source of this 201-nucleotide messenger RNA. NCBI's taxonomy places the organism in Eukaryota, Fungi, Ascomycota, Dothideomycetes, Pleosporales, Leptosphaeriaceae. The record is from RefSeq and is a predicted model, not a curated record.